CGCGUCGAGGCGGCGGAGGCGCGCGCGGAGGCGGCCGAGGCGGCGGCGGCGGCGGCCGAGGAGGCGGCCGGGCGGGCCGAGGCGCGGCACGGUGCGGCGGUGGAGGCGGCUUCGCAGUCCGCCGAGGCGGCGAGGAAGGAGGUGGAGGCGGCGAGGGCGGAGGCGGAGCACGCGCGCGCGUCCGCCCUCUCCGCUCGCCUCGCCGAGGCGCGCGGCGCCGCCGACGCGGUCGCCGGCGCGGUGGCAGCGGCAGAGGCGGCGGCGGCGGCGGACCGCGACCAGGCGCGCGCCGAGGCGGCGUCUGCGAGGAGCGAGGCGGAGGAGGCGCGGCGGUCGGCGGCGGAGGAGCGGGAGGUGGCCCGUGCGAGGACGGCGCAGCUGCAGGUCGAGCUGCGCGAGGCGACAAGUCGCGAGGCGCUCCUCCGUACCGAGCUGGCGGCGGCGGCAGCGGCGAUCCACUCCAGUGCUCGAUCGAGCGCGCUGGAGGAGCUCCGCGAGCUGAAGCUGCAGCUGCGCGAGGCGGAGCAGAGGCAGAGGAUGACGGACGAGGCGCAGAGGGAGCGGGAGCGGCUGCUGUCGGAGCGGCAGGCGAGGCAGGAGCGGCGCGCGCGCGAGCUAGACGAGUGCGCGAGGGCGGCGGGGGUGGGCUGA
Molecule: messenger RNA, 651 nt
Organism: Emiliania huxleyi CCMP1516
Lineage: Eukaryota; Haptophyta; Isochrysidales; Noelaerhabdaceae
Exons: 4
Source: RefSeq, a predicted model, not a curated record